Messenger RNA from Nilaparvata lugens (brown planthopper), 1136 nucleotides. RefSeq names its product peroxiredoxin-2. Gene Ontology annotation, biological process: cellular response to stress; cell redox homeostasis; hydrogen peroxide catabolic process. The coding region runs from base 165 to 884 and encodes 239 amino acids. The transcript is spliced from 7 exons. Lineage: Eukaryota; Metazoa; Arthropoda; Insecta; Hemiptera; Delphacidae. The record is from RefSeq and is a predicted model, not a curated record. Gene Ontology annotation, cellular component: mitochondrion; cytosol. Gene Ontology annotation, molecular function: thioredoxin peroxidase activity.
CUCUACAUUAAAACUUUAUCCGGCCUGUCUGCAUUUGUUUGGUUAUGUCACGAUAAACUUAAAAAAGAACGAGAAGUUAAGUCUCUAAGUUUGGAAGUGAAGUCUCUUAAAUAUAUUUAUUUGUUAGAAAUUUGGAAUUAUUACAAAUCAAAUUUAUUAUAAAUAUGCUUCGUCGAAUUUUCUCAAAUAAUCUUCUCUCACAUGGAUUCAAACUUGCAACCUGCACAAAUGUUCCAAUUGCUCUUCCUAGAACUAUCAAGCUGGCUGGGAUCUCAGGGUCUCGUUUUUUCCAUGAUGGUCCGAAAGUGCAAAAGCCUGCUCCUGAUUUCCAAGGAACUGCAGUUGUGAAUAGCGACUUCAAAGAAAUACAAUUAUCAGACUUUAAGGGAAAAUAUUUAGUUCUAUUUUUCUAUCCACUUGACUUUACAUUUGUGUGUCCAACUGAAAUAAUUGCAUUCAGUGAUCGAAUUGAUGAAUUCAAGCAAUUGAACGCAGAGGUGAUUGGGGUCUCCUGUGAUUCGCACUUCAGCCAUUUGGCCUGGAUCAAUACUCCCAGAAAGGAUGGUGGUCUUGGUGGUUUGAAAUAUCCACUUCUUGCUGACUUCAGCAAAGAAAUAUCAAAGAAUUACGGAGUAUUAAUCGAUGGCGAUGGUAUACCUUUGAGAGGACUUUUCAUCAUCGAUCCAGAGAGUAAAAUUAGACAAAUCACAGUGAACGAUCUACCGGUUGGAAGGAGUGUCGAUGAAGUUCUGAGACUCAUCAAGGCUUUCCAGUUUGUUGAGAAGCAUGGUGAAGUUUGUCCAGCCAAUUGGAAUCCAGAAUCUCCAACUAUCAAGCCUAAUCCGGUAGAAUCUCAAGAAUAUUUCAAGAAAGUCAACAAAUGAAACGUUUAAGCAGGAUUAGAAAAAAAUAAGUUUUCCAAUUGUGACCUGUUUCUAAAAGCGGGCUUAUUAGUUAUAGAUCAACCAUCGAGUUUGCACACUUAAUGCGUUCUAUGUACUUCUCCAGGGUAAUUCCAAAUUACCAAAAUAAUAAAAACUGCCAUUUUAAUAAGCUAAGCUCAUACCACACACAAAUAAUAUUGUUUCAAGUUACAUUAUUUUGUUCUCCAAUAGAAUAAACUAUUUUUCUGUUAA